This is a messenger RNA of Daphnia pulicaria, 4457 nucleotides long. RefSeq names its product lysine-specific demethylase 4C-like. Gene Ontology annotation, biological process: regulation of transcription by RNA polymerase II. The record is from RefSeq and is a predicted model, not a curated record. Gene Ontology annotation, molecular function: nucleosome binding; histone binding. NCBI's taxonomy places the organism in Eukaryota, Metazoa, Arthropoda, Branchiopoda, Diplostraca, Daphniidae. Bases 2662 to 4203 code for a protein of 513 amino acids. Gene Ontology annotation, cellular component: nucleus. The transcript has 16 exons.
UCUGGUAAAGUUUGAGCUUCGUCGUUGCUGUCCAAUGUACACAUGGAUUUGAUGUAGCCAGCUGGUAUAGGGUGUUCCUCUUGCUACCUGUACUGCUGUGUGUUUCGUCAAAUGAAGAAACAUGAACAACUGAAUUUAGCGUUCCAUGUGGACAGACUGGAUACUGGAUCAAUUUUACAUAUUACUGGUGUUGCAGUCACGGGAAUACAUACGCUGGACUGCUGGACUGUUUUGUCUUCUUCACGGGUUAAUACAUUGUGUAAUUUCAAUCCUUCUAGCUGGAAUAGCAGUGAUUGGAAAUUUCCUUCAAAAACUUGGUGGAAAUGUCUAGCAAGCUUUUACUUCAAGAAUUGUCCAUGCAUUUCCUUACAAAAACUGAACUAUUUGACUACUGGCAAAUCCAACAACAUCGAUUCCAACCGCCUCGAGGAGACUGUCAAGAUAUAGAGGAUAUGUUAGAAAUACUUCAGCUGUAUUUCCAUUCCCUUUUUCCAUAGUUAUCAAUCAAACAAAAAAUCAAAUUUAAAAAAGAAUUGAUUCAAGCAUUACGAGAUGUCAGAAGUGCUUAUCUAGAAACUGCCAGUUCAGAUAAUCUAAUUCAAAGAAUUAAUGUUUGCAAAACAAUUCUUGAACAUCUUGAAAAUUGAAGUUGAAUUAAAAUUCUUUUAACAUGUGCAAUUCUUUAUGUAGUCCAGUAUGAUUUCAGAUUUUUUUUUGAAAAUGCGCGCUUGAAAAAAACGUGCAAUUUCUAAUGUUACAAUUCGCCACUAGGUGGAGCUACAGGCUGCUCUUUUUUUUAGCAAUUUGCUGUCAGCUGUCAAAAUUAUCGUAGACUCUGUACUAAGUUAACUCAGUCGUACUCUGGUCGUACUUGUGCCGUCAACUGGACCAAAACGAAAAAAAUUAAAGUUCGUUUCAUCACCUGUCUACACAAAUUUCCUGGAGGGAUGGAUUCCAGAGUAUUCCAUUGACACAUCAAGAAAAAAACAACUUGUGGAAUCCGUGGGAUCACUCUCAAAAUCAGGGCAUCAAUGAUCAAUCUUCCCAAUGGAAUCAGGCCUGGUGUUUGUUUUUUAAUCGUAAACUUCUACCUGGCGUUUGAUGCGGGCAUUUGCAUCUGCAUUCACCAUAUUACGACUAUGUUUAGGCGUCACGUCUCCAGCUUUAGGGCAUUGUGUGGGAGAGGCCUGUGCUGCAUUCUACAAACAACACAUGUUUAAAAGAUUAAUGGUAACGUGUACUGGAAUUUAUACUUGGCAAUUCCGUUUGAUCAUAUGGCCUGCCGUUCAAUUUCCCAAAAUGUCGUCUCUUGCUCUUGCUGUAUUAUGCACGUUUCGUCACUAGAUGAGAUGUUUCCACGCCAUUCGACCAAGCUGAACCGAUAGUGAACCAUUUAAAACGACAUGUCAAAGAUCUUCCCUUUCACUACGUGUUCACUGCCUUUGCAUGAAGUUGCGUCUUUGAGAGGGUCUCUACUAUGGCAAAUGUGAUGAAAAGAAGAAAUCUGAAUAGGUGGCUUUGUUGCAGCCAGCUGGUGAAAGGGAGUUCAAGUCAAGUUGAGCUGCAGCUUCUGGAAGCAGUCUACAGCGCUGAUGUCAUCCUGAAGUGGAGAAGUGUUACCUGAAGUGUAACUACAAAAAAUACAUCUUGAAAUGGACGUGGUGAUAAUGUGAUGCAUCAGCAUGCAGUCUAUGCAGGUGGUGUUUUCGAGAAGUGUAUAAGCAAGACUUUGAAGCUUAGUCUGAAGAAUAUUUUCUGAAAUGUCAAAAGUCAACUCUAAACUGACGCAGGAAUUAAGUGACAGAGCCCACAACUCUUCCCGUCUUUCGUGUUGAUUCCGUUGUCCAUAAUAAUGAUGGAUUACUCACGUUAUGUGCCUGGCAUGUAUAUCAUUCGCUUUCCCCUCCCUGGCCGUGAACUUGGGGAAUUAGGAAGCCAUGGUUGUAGUGCGUGUUUGAUCCAGCGUGACUUUCAUCACCUUCACACAAUUCCAUGGCGUCACGUGAAGAAACGAGAAUCAAUAACGAUUCCGGUCUGUUGACGAUAUCGAGAAGUCUUGGUUUCCAUUCAGCCACACAAGAUAUUGCAUAUAUUGAAUCGGGAUCGUUAAAAACAUCACGUGUCGUUGCACCUUAACGACGAUGGGCGUAUUUGGUUGCGCCACGUUGACUUUAAAAGAGGAAGGAAGAGAGUGAGAGCGCGGGGGGGUUUCCGACCUCCAGAGGCGAGAGAGAAAAACGUCGAAAUCUUCUUCUUCUUCUUUUUGUAAAAGACUUUGGCAGCAACCUCCUCCUCCUGUAACACAAGACUCUUGUAUACUACUCACAUAUUCAGCAGCCUCUUACGUGUUCUUUGUUUGCCCGGCACUUAUCCAGGUAGUCACCAUAGAGGAUAGGUUAGAAAAGCCUACGACUCUAGUCUGCACGUGUUCAGUUGCCGGCCGAGUGUCGAGACUUGCACAACGAUCUCAGCAAACUACUUGGAAGAGACCAGGUGAUGAGAAUAUGAUGGCCAACUUGUUGAUGUUCCUCACCGCUGCGUUCCUGAUUUCGUCCGGAAGCAUUCAUUCAGCUUCUGCCAAGAACAGAAGGACGUCAAUGGCAGGAGAGUUGGCGUUUUGUAAGAAACACUUCAGAACAAAUCAGUUAUCCAGCCGCCAAGAUGGAAGAGUCUUCUUCAGCAUCUCAGGAUGUGUUUAGUAAAACGAGAAUACAGAAACCGUCGCCCAACUCUCACAUCAAAUCCUGCCUCGUUCCUGGCACUCAGUUUGGCGUCAGUUCGUCAUCUUCUGUGACGAGUUGUGCGCCGCCGUGUCCCGGCACGGACGCCAAUCCGGCCAGCAAUACGACGGAUGAUCUCCAUCGAAAACAGUUUACCUGCAUCACCUCGACCAACAAUCAAUCGCCACCUCCAUCCAGUUCGGGUGGUGGUGACGAGCGUCGGUCGAGAAAACAAAAGAGUCCACGCAAAGGCCUCGAUUCCAGAGACGUUUCCACCAACCUGACAAUCAUGUGGGAGAAGCAAAAGGAUUGGACCUGGACGAAUGAAUGUGAAUUCAACGUGUUGAACAGCCAGCAGGAGCCGUACUGUUGCGUCUGCAGUGUCCUCAGACCCUGGACGCCACAGAAACCUCUACAAUCACCGGACCAACCACCGAAAUGGUCUGCCGUUGUGUUGCCGGAUGCAUUGUUUGGCUCGGAUCGGCAUGAAAUCACCUCGUCGAUCCUCUUGCGCUGCUCGUCGUGUUGCAUCUGCGUCCACGCUAAGUGUUGCGGACUGGCAGAGUCGACGGUGACCGACAAAUGGAUCUGCCGGCGCUGCGAACGCACCCCGACUGACCUUCAAUUGAUCAAAUGCUGCCUCUGCCAGAAGCGAGGUGGACUACUCAAAGGGACGACUGACGGCCGCUGGGCUCACGUUGUGUGUACAAUUUGCUUCCCGGGUGUUUCCUUCGUUAAUCCGGACAAUCGCGAGCCCAUCUUUAUCAGUCCACUGGGCUGGAAGGACUACGUGUUCCUGAAUUGCAGCUACUGCUCCAUCAACCAGUCCGAUUACGGCGCCAACAGUGUCACCUGGCAUCACGGCAGCUGCCUUCCUUGUGUCAAACAAUGUGGACGGGCGUUCCAUCCCCUGUGCGGCCUAGUCAACGGUGUACGGUUCACGAUUAGUCAGAAUGGCGACUACUUUUCCGCCAACUGCUGCAAUACCAGCCACACUCCUCGAUCGACCACAUCCGCCUUCAGAAAGAAGGCUCCUGUUCAUGUGUCUGUCGGCCAGCAAGUCUACGCCAAACAUCCCGAAUCGGGUGAAUAUCAUCUGGCUGAUGUGACGGACAAUACUCAGACGGUCACGUACUAUUCUGUCGAUUUCAACGAUGGGACUAACAGCCAAGAUACUUAUCCGGAAGACAUCAAGAAUUACAAUUGCAAAGAGGACGGGCCUCCCAUUGCGGGAGCCGCCGUCGAAGUCUUGUGGACGGACGGCAAGAGCUACGGCGGCCACUAUCGAGGCUUCACGAAGCGUAAACUCUACAGUUUAUCCUUCCGCGACGGAACCAACACCGUCAUCACCGCAGAGAGACCUGAUUUUUAUCAUCCUGACGAGGAUCUACCCAAAGAUCUUAGAAUUCAACUGGACAAGCAAAAGGCAGCAGCAGCGCAAAUGCAACGACUCCAGCAUGCCUGUCCAGCCAUUCAACCUUAAUUGUGUGUUCUUUAAAUCAAACUUGAGUCGUGGCAACUAAAUAAGCCUUUUCUUUCCUUUUUUUGUUUUUCUCCUCCUCCCCCCUUCUUCAUUAUGAUGUGAACUUAAGUGGGUGGUUAUAACUUAUCCGAACUUAUCCGAGUGGUUGCCAUUUGACGUCACUUAAAAAAUGGAAUUGGACGUCUAGACCCCGUCGUCGAUAAACUUAAUGGAUUGAAAUGAAUCGAAUUCGGCGCCUUUGACGCCCGUCAGCA